Molecule: messenger RNA, 1972 nt
Organism: Heterotrigona itama
Lineage: Eukaryota; Metazoa; Arthropoda; Insecta; Hymenoptera; Apidae
Source: the annotation of a GenBank genome assembly
UUAUCUAAGCUGCUGAAUUCUCUGCAAGAAAACAAGAAUGAGAUACCAAGCUGCACCGACGAGGAGUUCGGAUUUCUCAGCGACUUGUUGCAGUCGAAGGAGCUGAACGCUCUGGUGAACGUUCACAACAAAAUCUUGAACAACGUCAAGGACGACAAAUUCUUCCCCGUGCUCUCCAACUCCAUGGACAUCGACAUCGAAGUGCUGGACAUGCUGUCCACGAAGACGCACGUUUCCAAGGACUGCAAGGAACUUUUUCACCUGCUUCAAAAACCACACAUACAGGUGGCGCGUCCGCGGCUACUGAAAAACACGUUGAUCGCCAUAUUUGAUGGACAUCGUGACAGGCUUGUUGUGCGCUCACGAUGCAAUCGCCCAGAAGGACUACUAUCCCCGAUUGCCGGAGAUCCCUCUGGAGGUCGACGAGGACGAAGAGACCGUGAAGAUUGUACAGUUGGUGAAAUCGAACGAACCCUUGGUACGUCAGACAGGUCGCACGUGUUUCGUAUUUUUCGUGUUUUAUUUCUUCGAGCUUGCCCGCUCGAUUAGAAACGGAGGGAAGCUUGAUAACGUAAUUCACGUUGAUUCGAAAGCAGUUGGAGCGACGAUAAAAACGUGCGAGGUCACCGGCAAGAUCGUGAUAGCGCGAAUAAUGCACGGCGGCGCGGCCGAUAGGUCCGGCCUCAUUCACGUUGGCGACGAAGUUUGCGAGGUGAACGGCAUCAGCGUCGAGGGGAAGACUCCGAACUGCGUUCUCAAAAUAUUGGUAGGUCGCUGCUUCUACUUUGUCUGCGCGCGCGCUAUACCAAAGAUUCGCCAUCAAGAUUUAUUAAGCGACUGCUUUCAGCAAAAUUCCGAGGGUACGAUUACUUUUAAGAUAGUGCCUGCCGAUAGCAAAGGGGGGAUCCGGGAGAGCAAGGUGCGAGUUAGAGCGCACUUUUCCUACACAGCUGGAGAGGACCCGUACAUACCGUGCAAGGAGGCUGGACUAGACUUUUCGAAGGGCGAUGUCCUGCACAUCGUCAGUCAGGACGACGCUUACUGGUGGCAGGCUAGGCGAGAGGGUGACCGGAACAUGAGGGCCGGCUUGAUCCCCAGCAGAGCCCUGCAGGAAAGACGGAUUAUACUGGAGAGGCAGCAAAAGGAGAAGACUGACGACGACAAUAUAAUGCCUUUGCCCGCAUUGUGCCCCCGUCCCAGUACCUCUUUACACGCCUCGCCUACAAAGUGCAACUUGCAGGGAGUAAAAACUAAAAAAAUCAUGUAUGACGCUGCAGAGAACGACGAUUUCGACCGGGAAGAAAUACCGACCUACGAAGAGGUCGCAAAGCUCUAUCCGAGACCGGGCCUCUACCGGCCGGUGGUUCUGAUCGGGCCACCGGGUGUAGGCAGAAACGAGCUGAAGAGGCGGCUCAUGGCCACCGAUCCCGAUAAGUACAAGACACCUGUUCCUUACACCUCGAGGCCACCGAGAUCCGGCGAAGUCAACGGCAAAGAGUAUCAUUUCAUCAGCCGCGAGAAGAUGGAAGAGGACAUCGAGGCUGGCAUGUUCAUCGAAUACGGCGAGUACAAGGGGAAUCUGUACGGCACCAGUUGCGAGAGCGUCAGCUCGUUGAUAAACGCCGGCUACGUGUGUCUGUUGAACCCUCACUAUCAGGCCCUGAAGAUGCUGCGGACUCCGCAGACGAAGCCGUACGUGAUAUACAUAAAGCCGCCGAGGUUUGAAAUAUUGAAAGAGACGAGGAACGACGCCAGAGCAAGGUCGACUUUCGACGAGAGCAACUCUCGAGGUUUCACGGACGAGGAGUUCCACGAAAUCCUGCACAGCGCCGCGAGAAUCGAAUUCCUCUACACUCAUCUGUUCGACGAGGUGAUCGUGAACGCCGAUCUUUCCAUGGCGUUUGAACAGCUGGUGAACGCUGUCCAUCGAGUCGAGUCGGAACCGCUCUGGGUACCUGCCUCCUGGGUUCAA